Messenger RNA from Drosophila innubila, 1366 nucleotides. RefSeq names its product carbonic anhydrase (gene CAH1). Gene Ontology annotation, molecular function: zinc ion binding; carbonate dehydratase activity. Lineage: Eukaryota; Metazoa; Arthropoda; Insecta; Diptera; Drosophilidae. The transcript has 3 exons. Bases 188 to 1000 code for a protein of 270 amino acids. The record is from RefSeq and is a predicted model, not a curated record. Gene Ontology annotation, cellular component: cytoplasm.
GUCUACGGCCAGCGGACUAACUAAACAGACGCGCUCCCAUUCCCGUUCCCAUUCUCAAUCCAAGUUCCCGGGUCUUUAUAAAACGACCCGUAACACUCUAUAAGAUAUUCACACGCGCGCCAGAAGCCGCGAGUGCAACAACAAAAGUGCUAAACGGUUAAUAGACAACCAAAGAUCAAUUCUUAAGAUGAGCCAUCACUGGGGUUAUACCGAAGAGAAUGGACCCGCUCACUGGGCCAAGGACUAUCCGCAGGCAUCCGGCCAUCGUCAGUCGCCCGUGGAUAUCACGCCCUCCAGCGCCACGAAGGGCAGCGAUCUUAAAGUCGCACCGCUCAAAUGGAAGUACGUGCCAGAGGAUACAAAGAGUCUGGUCAAUCCGGGCUAUUGCUGGCGCGUGGAUGUAAAUGGCGCCAAUUCUGAGCUGACUGGCGGUCCUUUGGGAAAUCAGAUCUUUAAGCUGGAACAGUUCCAUUGCCACUGGGGAUGCACAGACUCCAAAGGUUCGGAGCACACAGUUGACGGCGUCUCCUAUGCCGGUGAACUGCAUCUGGUGCACUGGAAUACCACCAAGUACAAGUCUUUCGGCGAGGCAGCCGCCGCACCCGAUGGCCUGGCCGUGUUGGGCGUAUUCCUGCAGCCUGGGGAUCAUCAUGCGGAGCUGGAUAAGGUGAGCAGCCUGCUUCAGUUUGUGCUGCACAAGGGCGAUCGCGUCACACUGCCGCAGGGCUGUGAUCCUGGCGAGCUCCUGCCCGAUGUGCAUACCUACUGGACAUAUGAGGGUUCCCUGACAACUCCACCCUGCUCGGAGUGUGUCAUUUGGAUUGUGUUCAAGACACCUAUCCAGGUAUCUGACGAUCAACUCAAUGCCAUGCGCAAUCUCAAUGCCUACGAUGUCAAGGAGGAGUGUCCCUGCAACGAGUUCAAUGGCAAGGUCAUCAACAACUUCCGUCCGCCUCUGCCUCUGGGAAAGCGUGAACUUCGCGAAAUUGGUGGACACUAAACUACGGACUAGUUGGAUAUAAAGGAUAGUCAAAAGUCAUUGGAUUUGAGUCGUAUGCUUAGAAUAAUUACAGCGUGCACUGUAGGAAUGGAUGGGAUGAAGUUGCUUUGAUUUUAUCUUAGUCAGAGCAGCAGCUGAAGAUCCAAUUGUUAGUCUCGUUUUAGUUCUUAUAACUUUAUAACAAACACUUGUACCUCUUUAAUAAGUAUCUGCUUGUAUAUGUGUAAAUUGUAUCUUGUAUCUGUAUAUCUACGUUUGUUUGUUAAACAAUUGCUAAAUGACAAUUAGAUUAAUGUGUGUUACACUUUAUGGUAUUACAAAACCAAAAUAUAUUACGUUUAGAUGUUGCAUAUUGAAAACAAACAA